AUUUGGGAACAAUUCAUGGGAAAGGAGGAAAUACGUCGCUGGAGAGAAGAUGAACACUUUGAAAAAAUAUUUUUCGUUCUUAUAAUGAGAAAAAGGAAAAUGGAAAUGAGCCAUCAUCAAUUAUAUUUUACAGGCAAUUUAUCAUUAAAUUUAGAUUCUAUUCAGGACUAUGAUGAUGAGAAUCCAUGUAUGUAA
Molecule: messenger RNA, 195 nt
Organism: Scutellospora calospora
Lineage: Eukaryota; Fungi; Glomeromycota; Glomeromycetes; Diversisporales; Gigasporaceae
Source: the annotation of a GenBank genome assembly